AUGCCUAUCGAUACGUCCAACCAAGACAAAGGCGUUACUGGCGCUGCCAAAUUCGUUACAUCCACACUUGGCAACACGGUCGGCGGAGUCACUCGCACACUCGGUGGAAUAACUGGAGCCGCUGGAAGAGGUGUUGGCGGCACUAUCACAAGCGCAACGGGAAGUGCGGGCGAGCCAGUUGGCAACGUAUUAGAAAGUGUAGGCUCCGGGCUCGAGGAUGGAGCAAAGCAGGUGGCGAAGGGAGUUGAAGAUGCGGGGAAAUGGAAAUAA
Penicillium soppii is the source of this 270-nucleotide messenger RNA. RefSeq lists its product as uncharacterized. NCBI's taxonomy places the organism in Eukaryota, Fungi, Ascomycota, Eurotiomycetes, Eurotiales, Aspergillaceae. The transcript has a single exon. The coding region runs from base 1 to 270 and encodes 89 amino acids. The record is from RefSeq and is a predicted model, not a curated record.